AACUCAGACACAAGUUGUAUUUCCUGCAUUCCCUCGGCAGCACGACGUCGAUCGCUUUCGCUUUUCUCGAGGAAAAAAUCAUUCUUAUAAACAUUUAUAUCAAAAUUAUAUUUUCUUUUGAUCUAAUUUUAUAAGGUUUUUAUAUUGAUCACACUCUAUUUUAGUUUAACACACACACACACACACACGACGUCGAUCGCUUUCGCUUUUCUUGAGGAAAGAAAUUACUCCGUGUUCAUAUUUGUAUCAAAAUUAUACCUUCAAUUAAUCUCAAUUUAUACUAAUCGACAUCGACUACAUUCUGUUUUAAAUCGAAGGUUUUAUAGUUUCGUGCUGAAGUUUGCCUGGAAGAAGCCCCAAAAAAGUGUAUUGUUUCUCAGGGGAGCAGCGGCGCCGAGACACCGCCGUAACGUUUACCAACCUACAGCAGGAAGUAGAAGCGAUAUAUUUAUUCAUUCACUAAGGCUGCUAUCAUGGCGGACGAAAGCAAAGAACCUGGACCUGGGGACGAGUCGUUCGUGGGAUCUCUCCUCGUAGAAAUCUUUACUUCCCCGGUGAAUAUCGCCCUUCUUGGAAUCUGUGUCGUUCUCCUUUAUAAAAUCCUACGGUCUUCUGAUGGCAAUGAUAAAGCAUCUGGCCCUGUUGAACCUCCCAUACCGAAAAUGAAAAGGCAGGAUAUGACUCUUGAACAACUUAAACAAUACGACGGCACUGGUGAACAUGGACGAGUAUGUGUUGCAGUUAACUCAAAAAUAUUUGAUGCUACCAGAGGAAGGAAAUUUUAUGGACCUGAAAAAUAUGAUUACAUUGGAAAGUUGCUGAAACCUGGAGAAGUUCCAACUGAGUACUCUGAUGAUGAAGAGGGAAGCAACAAUAAGACAAAGAAGGAUGACUAGUUUUCUUUUCCAUGAAUUGAACACCACACAGGAGGUUCAGCUCUACAGCAAGAGAUUAAGGGAACUCAUCAUCCAAACCAUCAUCAUCAGUAUCAUCAUCAUCAUCAUCCUCCAAUCAAACUUAAGCCUUACUUACAGACUCUUAAGGGAAAAGACCAACAGAUUUCAGUGGUCGUCUUUUCAGAGUGCUAAUUCAGAGUUAUUUUCGUACCUAUUCUUCAACCACGUUUGGUGAAACCUCAGCCUUUUUUAAUGUACUGCAAUUUGUAUGGUAGUAGAGUAGAUAAAUGUAUGGGUUUCUCUAAUAUAGUCUUGUAUAAUAAUGCUGUACUGUAUAUAUAUAUAUAUAUCUUACAUAUAUGUGUGUAUAUAUAUUUAGUGCGCUCAUAGUUGCCAAGCCAUGAAACGUCCUCCAAAUCUGCCUGCCGAUCACAUAUUUUGCAUUAGGUAUAACUAUUUUCAUAGGUAUAUGGCAAAAGAGGGAGCUGAAAAUGUGUGCAAGAGAAAAAACAUAGGAAUUAAGUAGCAGAGGGAGUAUAAUAGUGCAGCACAAAAUUGUAAUGAAUAUAUGUUGUGGAGGUAAAUGUUUAAUACGUAGUGUGAUUAGAUUGGUAAACGUUACCCCAGAAGCCAGUAGAUAAGCAGAACUGAAAUAGAAAACACAGUAUUUAGAAGAAAAAACUGGUACAGGUUCCUGAGGUGGUGGGUUGACUUAUGUAUUGUAUUUCUUGGCAACUAGAUAAAGUCACUUUUCAAAUUAUGGAAAGGCUGAUUUCACCAUAUUGCACAUACCUGUAAUGUCUUGACAUCCUUGGUUACUUGUACCUAAAGGAAAAUUAAGAAGGACUUAAGAGUGCUCUUAACAUUUUGUGGCACAACUAAAGAUGCUGUAAUUAUAAGUUACUGUAUUAUUUUAGAUCAAAGUGAUCAUUACAAGAGAAGAGGAAGUAGUACGUUCAUUUCUUUUGUAUAGCUUAUGACUAAGAAUUGUAUGUUUACAUUAGUUAUUUGCUUUUUAAUUCAUGUAGCCAUGAGUUAUGUUAGAAGAUAGAAAGUUUCAUGGUAGUAUAGUAAUGAGAACUAGUUAGUGGAAGAGUGCAAAAAAAAAGUUUGAGAACUAAAUAGUACUUGCAUUUGGAAAAGAAGCUUGUUUUCCAUUUGUUAUUGCUGAAAGCUUCUGAGUUGUGCAAGUUGGAAUGCUUUUAUGGUUAUUAUGAGUUGAAAGAAGAGUUUUGUUAUUAAUUUAAGCAUUGUAGUGAUCUCUUGAUUUCAGUGGUUUGAUAUAAAGUUUUCAGAUGAGACCUGUAGCUAAAAAAAAAAAUUGUGUUAUGUUACUUUAUUUUCAUUAAGGUGGUCAUUGAAGUGGAAAUAUAUGUUGAUUUUUAUACAAUAAAUUCAUUUAACUAUGGAUUAAAAAACUUUUUUGUUACAAGUUGGAAUGAAUACUAUGAGCAUUUAUAUGAUUGUUGAAAAUUUGGUAUUUUUUAAAGUUUAUGUAACUUUAUUUGAAGAAAUUUUAUGCUCCAAGGGCCAAGGUAUGUGUAAGAAGAUUUUGGGUUUCCAUUUUAAGAGGUUGGUUAAUGGAAGCAAUUUUAUCGGAAAAGUUGCAGUUCAUAUCUGAUAAAGGAACAACUAGACGAAUUUGUCAAAUCUUUUAUAUUUAUUUUUAUAGAAAGACUGAAAAAGUAGGAGUCUAGUAAUUUUGAUGGGCAUUUUAUGGAUUGCAUGAAAUUGAGUUUUCAUUAAAUGUUAAAUGAGGUUCAGUUGAAAUUUCUUUGCAUUAAAGUCUAGGAUUAUGAAUCAUAAUGUAGAAACUAAGUGGGAAAACAAAAAUCUAACUGCUAUUGCAAACCAACUGCUAAAGCACUUAACGUUGUCGCAGUUAAAUCGUAUAUUAUUUUCAAGUUAACAGACUAUAAACCCUAAGCACAUUCUGGAGAAGUUUACACUUCACAAAAUAAAACAAAUAAUUUGAUUGACACUUUUCUCUGAUAAUUUAAAUUAAAUAUUAAGGUGGUAGUUUAGGGACUUCAGACCCAAAAGGAGUAUUUAAGUAGAUCACAGUAAACUGUUGAACUGUACUACUUAUAAAGAAUACUUAAGCUGUUUGAUUAAUGUUAUCAGCUAAUAAUUAUAACUUAAAUUGUUUUCCAUUACUACAUAGAAACUUUUUUGAAGUUUUGUUGAUAAUUUAGAAUCCCAUUUUAGAUUCCAGUUGUUAUGCAAGAGAUUUUACUGGACUAAGGAAAUAGUGAGUAUAAGUUAUGUCAUCAAAAUGGCAAAAAAAAUUUUUUUUUUUAACAUUGGUAUCUUUUUGUCACCUGAUGUUACGUGUGUUCAUCCUAUAAUGCAAACAUAAUUAAGUGAAAGAUAUAUAGAGAUCUGUGUAGUGAUGAUCAUUAGCAACAUUCAUAAUAAAUUCACAAAGUAGUUUGAGGUGUAGGAUUUGCUUAGUUACAUUAAACUAGUUUGUUCUCUUUAUUAAAUAUGCGUUGCUUUUACAGCAAAACUGGCUGCAAUAUGGUCAUUGGGUAAGGAAGUAUAAGUGUUAGUUAAAAGACAACCCUUCAGGGACCAGCCAUUGGAGAGUCGAUCUACCUAAUGAUAAUACUGUAUAAAUGAAAAUGCAGACAAAUCCUUGCAGCAAUCUUAGUCUUCAGCAUUUUCAGUUUAUUUAAUUUUUAAAUAUUUAAUUUACUAAAGGUUUGGUAUAAUUAAAAGCAAACCCUUCAGGCCACUGUAUGAGAGAGUGAAAUGUCACAUACUGCUCUGGUCAGACUAUUUAAUAUUCAUAUAAUUUACCACACUUCCAAGUUAAUAGAUUUGACUAGACAUCAUAAGUUGCAUGCAAGUGACAGUCCCCAUUUUUACUAAUGAAAGUGAUCAAAAGUACCAAGAUAAUGCAACUUGAAUGAAGAUUGCUGAAAAAAAAAUCUCCCCAGUUCCUCAAGCAAUAAGUUACAUGUGAGCAGAAUGAGGAUUCAGGUUGAAUAUCUUUUUGUUCCUUUAGUGGGUAAUUAAUCCCUGAUUAAAGCCCUUAAAAAAUAUAAACUUUUAAGACAUAAACUUUGUACAAACUUUUCUAAGACAUGUUUUUGAGAAAUGAAUUUGUGACUGAUUAAAAACUAUGCAAGCGCACUAAUUUAUAGACUUAUUGUUAUUCGUAAUCAAAUUUCUGAGGCUAAAGUGUUAACUAUUGAAUUUGCUAAUUUUGUUGAAGUGUAAAGCAUAAAGAUACACAAUAAUAUUUAGCUCAUGGAAGAGAGGGCAACUUCUUUGAUAUUAUUUAACAACUUCCUAUAACAAAUUCUUAGUUUCCAUAUUAUGGUGAUUGUCACAGUAAAAACUUUAAUUCUGUAAACUUGUAUAAAUCUAUACUGCUGUAACUAAUUUUGCUAGGUAAGCAAGGGUACUGGAUCCCUUUCUUUUACUGAUGUCUUGUAUAUUUGAGUGAGAACACAGGAGGUAACAGACAUACUUUGUGAAAAUUGUAAAAGUUUGGUUUAGAUGCCAUUGUAGAUAUAUGUAGAUGAUAUGCUCGACCUUCCCAGGUCAUAUGAACUUGUCAUAUUUUGUCAUUCUUAUUUAGAGAAGUAAGAGGGGAAGUUAAGUCAGAACUGAGGCUGCAUCGUUAAAAGAAAAAAAAAAAGGUGCGCAUGAUUAUUUACAGUUCAUCAUCCUUUGUAGUACCCACUUUUAAUAUUUGAGAAUGUCACAUGGAAGGCAUCAGGAAUUUUGAAGCAGAUAACUUACUGAGUGAUUAUUUAAUAAUCAAAUACAGUGUAUUAGAAUACAUUCAAGCAUCUGGGUAACAAACAGUGUACUUCACAAUAAUUAGUAGUGUGUCAGACUGCAAAUUAUGCUCUCAUAUAAAUAGUAUAUACAGUUUUAAAUUACCAGAAUAAUAAUUAAAAUCUAAAAGCUUCAGGUCCAUCUCCAAGUUGAAUAUACAGAAUGUAGCUUUCCAAGUUCAGAUUUAUUUACUAGCUUUUUAAGCAGUCAGAUUGGAUGUCCAUUAUGAAGCAGUGUUGUUAUUAAAGAACAGACAUUUCAAGUCUUUGUUUCCAUGCAAACUUCUUAAGUAGUUUAACCUUAUAAUACUCGACUCAUAUACCUGGCCUAUAUAGUGGAGGAAAGUGUUGGUAUUUUAUAUGUCAAAUAAAAUUUUCUCUUUUGGUUCUAUAUUUUAGUUAGAAUGUAUUCUGUAUUUGAAUUUUAACACUUAAAAAUUAGCAUGUUGUGUUUUCACUUGAAAAAGAACUGCAUUGGAGUAAUAUCUUAUCUUUUAAUUGGUCACAAUUGUUUGAAUCAUCAAUAUAGUGCAGAUUACUGAACAGUUAAACAUUUUUUUUUAUGUCCAGUUUUUAGUCAACAACUGUCAGAUUUUAGGAACAAAUCUGCAAAAUAAGUUUUGUCAGAAUCUUCAGCAUUUUCAGUUUAUCUAAAAUUUUAAUUUUCAAGGAGUAGUACAUCAUCCAAUAAAGGAUUUUUAUCUUUAAGGAGAAACUCUUCAGACCAGUUUUAUUAAGAGUUAAUGUAAUGUUAAUUCUGUGGUCUGGUUCAACUAUUUAUUAACUUUAGUAGAUUGGUCAUUAUGCAAAGCAACAGGUCAUUAUGCAAAGCAACAGCAAAAUUAGCAAUGUGAUAUGGGCCACCACAGGAGCAUAUCAAUCUGAGACUUAUUUUAAGGUUUUAAAUAACUUCACAUGUGAACAACUUUUUUGGUUUCAGUGACACGAAAUCACACCUAACAUUCAUAAAUUAAAUCAUCUGAUAUUUUAUUACCUCCGUUGGAUUAUAUGUAGUCGCUCUUGUAACCAGCUAUUUACAUAACAUAAUAUAAUUUUCAAACCCCUGAAUGCAGUACCCAACAGGAAAACACGAAAUAUGAACUGCACAGAUUGUAACGUUGGCCUCAAACCUGCCUGUGAUGUAAAAUUUGCUGCUUUGUUUUGUAAUAAAACAUCGCCAUUCACAUUAUCCAGUAUGUCUCUCUUCACAACACAGCUGUCAGGAAUGUUGUCUGUCACCCCUAUGAGAAUCAGGUAUUAUGACUUAGUGGUUUAGUUAAAAUAUGAAUAAUAUAAUACAGUCAAGAAACAAAUCCUCCUUAAAAAUAUGUGGAUUCAUAUAAAAUCACAAACCAAGUACUGAAUGACUGCAUAAAGUGGUAUUGUGCUCUUUAUAUGUAGUCUUGUUAAUUGUUCUUCAUCCCUUUGAGAACUCUGUAUGCUUAAAAUUUGGUAAGUGUUAUAUGUGUUGUCUUUGUACUUGACAGUGUAAUGGUGGUACCCAGCUGGUAAGUAUUUUUAUCUUUCAUAGUGGCUGUAUUGUACAUUGCUGUAUAUUUGAUAAUGUAUUUUUGUGUUUAUGGAUUUAUUACUUAUGUCAGUAUUACCAUUUCUCAUUCGUUUUGGGUUUUGGUCUCGACUUGGUUAAUUGUUUCUCAGUAUAAAAAAAAAGGCAGAAACAAAAAGUUGUGAUAUGUAAUAUUUUGCAGUUGUUAGUUUAUACAUUCCGUAUUAUACUCCAGCAAAACCAAGGAUACAAAUUAUCUCCUGGGCUUGAAGACAAUAUAUGUAAAAAGUUCAGGGCCUCUUUAACAAAAAGUGCAAGGUCAUGAUAGCUUUUGACCUGCCAAGAGGGUGUUGUGUAUGCUGAGUGAGACUGAUGAAUGAAAAGGCAGACUAGUGUCCCUGUGUCCUCUUUAACCAUUUAUUUUAUAUCUUUGUAAUACAGACAACUGGUCCAGUGCCCUCAGGUCCCAGACAUAAUUUUUUGGACUAAAAACCCUCAAUGCCUAUAGGGAGAUGUCACAGAUAAAUGUGUGCCUGUCCAACAUUUAUUAGUCAAUUGUCCAAUUUGGAACCAUCAAAGAAACUUAUAUUUGCAAAACGCAACAUUAAAAGGCAUUCUUGCUGAAGGCAAAGAUUUUGUAUUUAAUAGGAUCAUCAUGUUCCAAAGUAAAACCGGUUUCCUAAAUAAAGGUGUUUCUCUCUCUCUCUCUCUCUCUCUCUCUCUCUCUCUCUCUCUCUCUCUCUCAGGAUUAAUUCCUGAAAACCAGCCCAAGAAGAGCCGUUGUUAGCCUCAGAGGUCUGGAUAAACAAAUACUGUAUAAUAAUGAUAAUAGCAGAUAAAUGUGAUUAUUAUGCAUUCUGUGACAGGGUUUUUAGACAGCAAUGCCAGGAGAUAAUAUGGAUGCUUGAACAUGAUCAGUAAAACUAUGAAAAUGCCAGAAGCUGUUGGUCCAUUAAGUUUAUGGGGUAAAACUUUGUUGAGCACUAGAAUGUAUAAUAAUGCCCAUAAUCUCAAGAAAUUGUCUCCUACUUUUUGGUUCUCAGAUUGAUAGUGUUAAAUUGUUAUGUUAAAUUACAAUGUCGGUUAUUGAUCAUGAAAGCCUCAUGUACAAUUUCUAUUUUGAAUUUCAAAUGAAAAACUUAGAGACCCUCUUUCCUAUCAAGGAAUACAAAUUUCUACAAAUAUUAUUUAAUCAUCUCCAUGUGUAUCAGUUUCUCAAUGUUUUGAUGAUUUUCCCUUUUCCAUUAUGUUAACCCUUAAUGGACGGAUUGAUCCUCAGAAGUAGUAAUAACAGGUUUGGGGUGGUAGACAGAUUUCAUCCUGUAGAUAAACAAUAUUAAGCGCCAUUGAUUUGGAAAGAAUCGGGCACAAAAGAGGAGCCGAUAUUUCUAUAGCCCAUAAAUUACUAAUUGCAUCUUAUACACUGGCUAAAACCACGAAUCAGGCGUCUCAGGACUUCAGUUCUGCUUGUAACUUCAAGGGGAAUGUAUUACGUUUCUCACAUGACGUCUUUUUGUAAAUUUGCUCGUAAAUAUACCAAGGAGAUGCUGUUGGUUUUUGUUCUUGUCUUUUACGAUAGUAUGUUGGUUGUAAAUGUAAUUUUACAAAGAAAAGUUCAAAGAAAUAUUAGAAAAAACAUAUAAAAGUAAAAAAACAAUUACUGAAUCUUCAUUCUCGGUAAAUUUAUAAAUAGUACGUAAAUAUUUUUCAACAGAUAUGCUAAGAAUUUGUUACUGAUUUGAUUUCUUAUUGGUUUGGACAUUGUGUGAGCAGUAAUUAUAAUUUUACAAAAUAAAAUGAUUUAUAUAGAAAAGCCAUAUAUGUAUAAGUUGGUAAAAUUUACGAUUGUCUUGUAAAAGAUGUCCUACAAGGGGUUGUAAAUAGUCAUUUUCAACUGCUCGUGGAGAGUAGGGAAAAUUUUUUUAUAAUUUUUUUUUUCUUUCACCAUGUACAUUUGCAUAUCUUCCUCUUUCCAUUGAUGUGUUUUUUUUCAUAAAUUGACUGACCUCAAAGUUUACCCAGCCUGAAGAGCUGCAUAUUGAUAUAUUUACUCAUCCAGUAAGGGUUAAACUUGUAUGUAUGCACAGAUCAUAGGAAAGAGCUCUGCAGAGAUUCUUCUGACGGCUAGUCUGAUGUUCAGUGCCCUUAAUGGAGUCAUAUAGUAUAUUCUUGGUUGAUGUCGGAUCAUAGAAUCUUCCUUUUAUACUGACAGCUACUCUGGAAAGACAGCUCAGCCAUGCGUCAGUUUAUGUUGACCUGUAUCCCUUGUACACACAAAAAUCUAAAGCAUCAGAGCUAUAUACCUGUAGGAUUGUUAAUUUCAUGACAAUAUUGGGCAACCCUAGUGUGAACUAACUAAGUAUGUCAGAGUUGCAUCCUGGCCCUCUUCAUCAUAGGACCAGAAAAUUAAUAUAUCUAAUCUUGCCAGAAUUGUUAUGCCUCACCUGUAUAUUCUGUAUGCUAAUUACUCUAGUCACUUAACUUUUGUCCUCAUUUACUAGUGGUCAGGGCUUAACUAGUGUCAAUCAGAUUGGAUGGUUUUCCUUUACAGACAGUCCCUGGUUAUUGACGGACUUGGUUAUUGGCAAUCCGGUUUUAUUGGGCUUGUCUAGUGCCAUAAAAUCAGCUAUUUAUGGGGCCAUAACAUGCUGAGUUUUCGUUAUCAUACCCACAAGGUGUCAAUGAAGUUAUGACGCCAUAGUACACCUAACAGAGGCUCCAUUAACUGAAGCUCAUCGUCAUAAAUUGCUGAGUUUCAAUUAAUGGCAGUUUUCGCUUAUCAGCACCCUGCUGAAAACAGAACCCCUGUCGAUAACUGGGGACUGCCUGUAUAUGUGUGUGCAAAAUUGUGGGACAGGUUGAUGAAUCAUGAAGGGAUUGUAGAAUGGGGGUGUAUACAGAAUUGGUUGGAAAUAGAGAAACUGCAGUGACUAGGUAAUGGGAGUUUUAAAGGGUUCAAUAAAAGAGAAAGUUCAGAGUAAAUCUAAGGAAGAGUAAGAUUAAAGGGGAUAACUGGAAAUCAGGAGGAUGAUUAAUGAAUGUUAUGGAUUGUGGAAGAAAGGAAAUACGUAGUAGAUAUCGGGGAGUAAGUAUUUUGAGUUGUGGUAGGAUGAGAAACUAGGCAAUUUUCAGAUAGGUGAAGCAAGGAAAGUGGCAGGAUCUGUGCAGAAGCUUGAUAGGAAAUUUUGGCAGACUGCAUGGAGGAUUUUGUCAUUAAAUUUGAAAGGAUUUACAAGAGAGCAAAUAAAUAUAGUAUAUUUAUUAAGAAUGAGCCCUAUGAGAAUUGAGUGUGUUGGAGAUAUUGUUAAAUUAUGUAUCAUAAUAAUAAUAUAUAAAGGGAUUUUUUAGCCUUAAAUUGUGUAUCUAAUAAUAAUAGAGAUUGUUUAGCCAAUGCCCCUGUAUGGAAGUUAGGUGUGGAUGUUGCAAGCGAAUAAAAGAAAAAAGGUAGGAUCUGUAGAGUAAUUAACUGUGUGGAGAUUAUUUGACAAGAAAAUCAAAGGGGUGUUAAGUAUGGAAAUACUUGGAUAAGUAGGUGAAAAAAUCAACUGCAUUUGAAAUGGUUUGAUUGUACAGAAAGGAGGAUGAUAAGUAAAUUGAAAGGGUGUACAGGUCAGAAGUGUUAGGGAGAAGACCUAGGAAUGGGUGCAUAAAUGAUUAGAGGGAGGCACUUUUGAAGUGAAAGCCUCAGUAUCCAGGAAGUGGAUGAGUUCAUGAAAAAUGCAGGUGCAAAGCACAGUGUGCUCAAGGGGUUGACACAUGGCUAAAAAGUUGUGUAUACAUGUAUGAAAAUACGUAGACACACACACACGCUCAUACCUCGUUCAACAGAAUUUGGUUUAAGGAAGUUUUGUCUGAGGAAAAUCUUCUCCCUCAGCAGGUGUUUGCUCAGUUUAAUGAUGGAUGAAGACAACUGGCUAGAAUUUGUGUGGGAUUAAGCAUUUGAUUCAGAUUUCACGUGGGUCUCACUGAGUGCACAUCUCUGCUAAAUUUUUUUUCCCCUAACUUGGGUAUCAAGUACAGUACUGUAAUUGUACUGCAUAUAUAAUUCAUCAUGGCUCCUGAAAAGGCUGAGUCUGUUGUGGAGGGUAUUGUGUUCAUGGGCUUGGAGGUCAUUGGAGGUGAUGAUGUGGAGCACAAAGUAGAGCUCGAUGAAGAACUGCAGAACCUUCAGAGGGAACAGUAAUAAACAACAGCUAAAGAAUAAAAAAUAGUCUUCAGAGGAGGAUGAGGGAAGGGAGGGUGUCCCCAGUUCCUUAAUAAAAGAUUGUGUGUGCAAAAAUGAAGGAAUUGCAGAUUUUCCUUGAAAGUUAUCACCCGAACCAAACUAAGUUAUACUUUAAAUCUUUUGAAUGACUGCUCUCUCUCACAUGCAAAACAAACACCAUUGGACAGGGUUUUAGUGAGAAACAAACACUGUGAGCCUUAAGAAGUAGGCGGUUAAAAGCAAAAGAAAAGAAAAACAACCCCAGAAGCAUAAUUGCUGCUGUUUUUUAUGGAAUGAGACUUCUUUACCAAACCCCUAUCAAACAAUAACGUAUCUCCUCUUCACCUUCCUCAUAGGUCAACAACUCUCCCAGGGACAUAAAAUGAGAACAAAUUUGCAUUUAUUUUAUGUACAAGCGGUCCCCAGGUUAGGUUAUUGGCAGCGAUUCCAUUGUAACAGCUUGACGAUAAGCGAAA
Molecule: messenger RNA, 10874 nt
Organism: Macrobrachium nipponense
Lineage: Eukaryota; Metazoa; Arthropoda; Malacostraca; Decapoda; Palaemonidae
Product: membrane-associated progesterone receptor component 1-like
Exons: 4
Coding region: 474-896 (140 amino acids)
Cellular component (GO): endoplasmic reticulum; endomembrane system; membrane
Source: RefSeq, a predicted model, not a curated record